AUGAAGGAUACCACGGACUAUAAGCGACCAAUCGUAGCGUCUAUGACCUUCCUCCACAUGUGCUAUCUGGCCUUCGCUCUGGUAAUUUAUCGAUACUGUGGAGUAUGGAUCGCCAGUCCAGCCCUAGGAAGUGCUGGGGAAGUGAUAAAGAAAGUCACCUAUGGAAUUGCUAUACCUGGCCUGUGGAUCAGCUCCACGGUCAAUCAGCAUCUGGCAGCCAAAUACAUCUUUGUGCGUCUGCUGAAGGGUACGGAACACCUUCAGAAGAAAACCAUAGUUCACUGGGCUACAUGGCUAGGCGUUUCUUCUGCUUGCGGAAUUGCAGCGUUCAUCAUAGCCGAGGCUAUUCCAUUCUUCGGGAGUCUUAUCGGUCUGCUUGGUGCUAUUGCGUAUGCCCCCAUGGCGGUCUCCUCUGCGUUCUCUUGUGCAGACAAGUAA
Kwoniella botswanensis is the source of this 438-nucleotide messenger RNA. RefSeq lists its product as uncharacterized. NCBI's taxonomy places the organism in Eukaryota, Fungi, Basidiomycota, Tremellomycetes, Tremellales, Cryptococcaceae. The coding region runs from base 1 to 438 and encodes 145 amino acids. The record is from RefSeq and is a predicted model, not a curated record. The transcript is spliced from 4 exons.